Molecule: messenger RNA, 907 nt
Organism: Beta vulgaris subsp. vulgaris (sugar beet)
Lineage: Eukaryota; Viridiplantae; Streptophyta; Magnoliopsida; Caryophyllales; Amaranthaceae
Exons: 2
Source: RefSeq, a predicted model, not a curated record
AUUCGAAAGAUCACGAUGCCAUGGAGCGUAACACUAUGGAUAUCAAAUAUCGUAUGGUUGGCACUUGCUGGUUGGAUCACCUCUUGCUUGAUUGUCGCCGAUGAAAUCGCUAAUUCUAUGCGCGCCGGUGAUAUCGGUGCCUUCCAUGUCGGUUGAAUUCUAUCUUUCUUCUUUUGUUUACUUUUUCUUUUUAGAGUGGGAGAUUAUAGUUCACUGCCAGUUGUCUUACUCUUAGGUGCUUGGAGCCUGGAGGUGAUUGUAUGCUUCAUUCUGUCCCUAGCAUUGAGGUUUGUGCCAAUAAGUACUCUCUCGUGAGGACCAUGUCUGGCGCCAGCAGCAUACAUCCCAAUUUACGUGCCGGGGCGCAGGAUCAAGUGUCAGCUCCAAUGCAUAGGUUGCAUUGGAGCACUGAGAUUGCGAUGGGCCAGGCUCAGUAGUAUGUUCUCACUGCUUUCAUUCUCAGAGAUGCGCAUGUUCAUCUAUGCUUUUGACAAGCGUCUGGGUUAUUUUUGACGGAUACAUGAGGUUUCUCCUUAGAAAGUAACCAGCAGUCAAGUAUUACAUGCUGAUGCAGAAAUGGGAUGAUGAUCUCAAGGCGUGGCAGCAUGAGUGCUACUGCUUUUCUGGAUGGUAGUGUUGUGUGAUUUAGUUUCUUGGUUUAUCAUACCAAGAUGCACAUAAUAUUGUAUAAGAUUCGAUAAGAUUUUUCUGGUGUAUAGGGAGCUAUGAAAGCAGUGAUAUAGAUAGGAGUACAGGACACAAUCCCAGGUUAAGGGUACCACCCUACAUGACUUUACCAACUAAGCUACUUGACAUCCACAUGUGAUUAAACUUUUCUUGUUUAGUUUCGCAAUAAAUUUUAAAGGAACCUGUAAUUUUCACGCGGCCAAGAUGUUUUGUCCUUCUA